GCGAUGCCCUGUCAGUUCUGAAUACUGUUUAAUUCAAACCUUCACCACCUAACAUAGAUAAUACAGCACAGAAUUUACGUUCUCUGUGAGCAGACCAGCCUACAAAGCCUUAAUAAAUGGAUAAUGGGGACUGGGGGCAUAGGAUGACUCUCCCAGUCACCUUAAAUGUUGGAGGUCAUCUGUACACCUCCUCCAUGUCAACGCUCCAGCGUUACCCCGAUUCCAUGCUGGGUGCCAUGUUCAGUGGUGACUUGCCCACCACACGAGACGCUCAUGGAAACUACUUUAUAGACCGGGAUGGCACUCUCUUCCGGUACAUACUAAACUUUCUCCGUACAUCUGAACUUACUCUACCGGGUGACUUCACAGAGCUGGAUCUCCUGCGUAAAGAAGCUGACUUCUACCAGAUUGAACCCUUAAUCCAAUGCCUCAAUGACCCAAAGCCACUAUAUCCUUUGGACACUUUUGAAGAGGUGGUAGAACUAUCCAGUACCCGGAAACUCUCUAAAUACUCAAACCCAGUAGCUGUUAUCAUCACCCAGCUUACCGUGACCACCAAGGUACACUCACUGCUGGAGGGAAUCUCCAACAACUUUACCAAGUGGAACAAACACAUGAUGGACACACGAGACUGUCAGGUUUCAUUCACCUUUGGACCAUGUGACUACCAUCAAGAGGUGUCUCUCAGAGUCCAUCUCAUGGACUACAUUACUAAGCAGGGCUUUACUAUCCGUAAUACUCGGGUCCACCACAUGAGUGAGCGUGCCAAUGAGAACACAGUGGAGCACCACUGGACUUUCUGCAGGCUUGCUUACAAAGUAGAAGACUGACAAAGGCCAAACUGUUAUACUAAUAUAAUUGGGUUGCUGCUAAUACCAAUGCUUUAACUUAAUGAAACUGUAUAUAUGUUAUUGUUUGUUGUGUGACCAAAUUCAGUAUUUAGAGGGGAAAAAAAGGGAUAGAUUCAUGUUAGACCCUGUGAAAUCCUGUGUGUACAAUUUAGUGAUUUCAGAAAAGUACACUUUUUUUUCAACAUAAUUGUUUGAAGCAUGUGUUAUGAUUUAUUUAGGCAAUCAUUUUUACCCUGAAAUCCUGUCACAUCUCUGUAGAUAAUCUGCAGUACAGAAGCUCUUUAGUUUACUUGAUAACUAGUGUUGACUUGAUAACUAGUGAUUUUGUGUAAGAAAAGACAAUUGUAUACACAUGCACAUUACAGCAUGGCACUGUCAUGCUAAUAUAACAGUUGGCAAAUGACAGAAAAUGUAUUUAAAUUUGAAACGGUACAAAAAUCACUAUGAGAAAUGAAUUUUGCUUGGUGCGCUCUCAGUGCCUGUCCCAAACCCAGAUAAAAAUAGGAACGUUGUGUUAUAAAGGGCAUCUGGUGUAAAAACUACCAGGUCUGGUAUGCAGACCCAAUCUGCUAAAUACAGGAACAGCCGAAAGAAAGAAAAAGCAAUAGAGAUUGCUAUUUGAAACACUUUCACACAAGCAGUUGUAAGGCUGAAAGACUGUUAAAUAGAUAAAAAUAAGGAUUAUUUAAAAAAAAAAAAAAAAAGCUCUACAACUAAACCUCAUUCAUAAAUCAAAGCUGAUAGAUGCUGUUACACCUAGACAGUAAAGUAUAAAAUGUGCUAAUGUAAAAAUAGUUUAGAUAGCUUAUAAUAUUUAAUGUUUUGUUUGAUGUUACAGGAGAUAAAAUAGUACAGAUAUAAUGAAUUAAAAAAAAUCCAAAAACCCAGAAGUGGGGAAAAAAUAAAACAGAUUUCAUAGGGGCCAAAAAAGUGAUUGUUGUAUACUUAAUGAAAAAAUUCCUCAUUAGUAGUAGUUUAACCAUCAGUAGUACUCUACAACAGUCGUCUUCAACCUUCUCAUCACAUGAAGUCUUGGGAGAUGCAUACCUUUGGUUGUUACAGACCAUUUGAGAACAACUACUCCGGUGGCACCCCUUAAGACAAAGACACCUUUUAGGCAGUCAUAUUUAUUUAAAUUUAAGCUUUACACAAUUUUCUGCACUAUGUGCAACAUUAAGGUGUUGAAUGCAUGCAUGUUUUAAAAUGUACUUGAAGUAUGAAAACAUCAACAUGUCAAAAAUAAAAUCGACUUUAUUCAUUUCCUUGUGAUUUCUGUCCUGAAGUAUGGCAAUUACCUGACUAUUACCUGUUAUGUUUGUAGAUGCUAUACAUGUUUUUAUUCAUAUUUUUUGGAACUCUUUAUCUCACCUGUAAGAUCAAAUGUUUUAUUUUUUUGUGUGCAUGUAUGACAUAAAAGCUAGGACAAAUUAUGUAGCAAGGUGUAUAGCAAUAUCCAGCCACUGCUGAUUCAGUCUUAUGGAAUAAUUCUGGAGAAUAAAUUGAAUAUAUCUUUAAUGUUUCCCA
Messenger RNA from Trichomycterus rosablanca, 2375 nucleotides. RefSeq names its product potassium channel tetramerization domain containing 6b (gene kctd6b). Gene Ontology annotation, biological process: protein homooligomerization. Bases 117 to 830 code for a protein of 237 amino acids. The transcript has 3 exons. The record is from RefSeq and is a predicted model, not a curated record. Lineage: Eukaryota; Metazoa; Chordata; Actinopteri; Siluriformes; Trichomycteridae. Gene Ontology annotation, molecular function: protein binding.